Spizellomyces punctatus DAOM BR117 is the source of this 731-nucleotide messenger RNA. RefSeq lists its product as uncharacterized. Gene Ontology annotation, molecular function: zinc ion binding. Gene Ontology annotation, cellular component: Shu complex. The record is from RefSeq and is a predicted model, not a curated record. Lineage: Eukaryota; Fungi; Chytridiomycota; Chytridiomycetes; Spizellomycetales; Spizellomycetaceae. Gene Ontology annotation, biological process: double-strand break repair via homologous recombination. The transcript has 4 exons. Bases 101 to 463 code for a protein of 120 amino acids.
UCCUAGUCAAAGACCGCGCGUUGCUGAUUUGUAGACCACGACCCCAUCCUGCAUUCAUGUGCUCCUUUCAGAGAGGAACAAACUAGCUCAGGGCAUCUUGAUGCAGUGGGCUCAAAUCAUUUUGGACUCACUCCCUUCGACUGGGCAAUGGAAUGACAACCACCUUCAUGCUCUAGCUGUCGUUUUUAGUCCUUCCAUUGCUAUUGCUGCUUUGAACCUCUUGGAGCGGGAAGCCGUAACCAGAGUUGACGGGCCUUGCGGACGCAACUUUUAUCAGGUUGAAGAUGACCGAGACUUUUUGACCUGCUUUCCUUCUGUUCCCUAUUGUACGUGUGUGGGGCAUCGAGAGCAGCAGAUGGUUUGUCAACAUAUCCUGGCUGUUCAUCUUGCGAUACGGACUGGAAGGUGCAAUUGGAGUAAAUGGAAUCAGAUGGAUUUUUUAAACCACCUCGCAGGAUGUUAGCACACACCUAAGAAUCAAUAUUUGGGCGGAGUAGUACAUUGAAAAUAUCUUCCAUUGAUUCACCCAUCUGCGUCUUUUCUAGCUUGCUUUUGGAUAAUUUGUGUGGGAUUUGCGUACAGAUUGAGCUUUUCGCAUAAGUUCGGCAUCAGGCAGCACGACUUGGUUGUAAUGGGCAUCAAGAGUUGGUCGUAAAAUAACAUUGUUGGCGUCUUUGCUAGAUCGCCGUCAACGCCCAGUUCGAUCACAAAUAUAAAAAGUUAAAAGAACG